GUACAUGGAGUCGACCGCCACAAAUACAUUCUCGACCUAUGGUGAAACACUGAACCAUCUGUGCCUUGCACUAUUGGGAACCUCUGCAAUUCCUGAAAUGCGUUUCUGUUACUGUUUGGUGUAUCUCUGUGAGAGAAAUUUGGUUCCCAGAACUAUACUACAUGGUACGCUUCUGCUGGCAAAGGAAACGCAUCCAGAUCCGGUUAUCUUUGUUUCACGGGCACAUCUUUCAAGGCUUAUGUAGUUCAGCUGUUGGCUUAUGCCAUGAAUUGUGAAGAGGAGGUUCCUCAAAAGGCAGUUCACUCGUGGUCCAGAAUUGCCUCGGCUGGGCAAACUGCUCUGGUGGAGGCACUGAGGGUUUUCAGUCCUAUGUCAAAGGACCUGUCCGAUACUGAGAUGCAGCUUGUGUCCUUUCUACAGGGACUCAAAGAUGAGGGUCACAAGCCCAUUGUGCUCAAAAGCAAAGAUGUGUAUGGUUAUAAAUCUUGCACAACAGAACCCAAACCAGUAGAGAAGACAAAUAAACCACUGGACAUUGGCAACAAAGUUUCUAAGGUUCAGAAAGCUACCAAGAGAAGAGGAAGAAAAGCCCUUUGCAAGAAGAAGGAAAUCGACUACACGCUCUUGAGUGCAGCAGCUAAGAUGAUUGUAAAGAAUCAGCCUAAGAUAAUGUUGACUAAUCUCUCACAUGAGUCUCUCAGGCGGACUGUGCUUGCUAAACCUCCACUCUACACUGUUAGACCUGUCCAGAUGCAACCAUGCUUGAAAUUGGCAAACAUAACUGGUACCUCAGGGGGCCACACUGCAAGACUGCAGAUACGAUCUGAUAUGGGGCCUCAAGGGAUAACCAUACCAAAUUCUCACCGCCCAGUAACGUUGUCAGGGAUACCACUUCCGCCCUUGGAAACUGCUGGUAAAACGCCAAAAGCAGUUGUUUCCGAGAACAUGAGACCUGUUUCCUGUCCUGUCAAAGUGGACGUGGCACUCAUUGGAGACUCUGCUCCAGUUGUGUGUCCGAAUGGCAGACUUUUGAAAGAAAGUGGAAACUACAAAAUGGUUCCAGUGAAUAUAGGCCAAGUUGGUGUUGCAAGUGACAAGCUUGACUGGAGGGACAAGGAUGCAGUCAGGGUGCUGAACUGCCAAACAGAUCUGGAUAUGUCCAGGUCAGUCUGGGUCACGAAAGGCCAAGAAGACUCUAAACUGAAUGAGAAUAACUUGAGAUUGGAGGUUAUCAAGGUGGAUGACUCUAUCACUGAUGAGGAAGUCAGACGGAAAGCCCAGAAGAUCUUGCAAGUUAAUUUGUCUCCUGUGAUUCAGAUUCAGCCGCUCCUUGCUUAUCCAGUAUGAACUGCAGCCAUUUCAAAGAAGCUCCCAGUUGAUAUUUGAAAUGACAUUUGAUUGAUUAACUUUUAAAUGAAGGCAUAGCUGAGCCCUAACGCUAUCAUUUUUGGAUUAUAUUCUGGGAAUGCGAGUGUCAUAUUGCCGUUAUCAUUUUGAGUGAACAAACAUGUUCCCAGACGUAGAAAAUUAAGACAGUGGUAUUUUCACAAGAUGCUGUUUGGAUAUGCUACUUUUCAUUAGGUAUACUUGGGUAUGGUGCAGAUUUUGUAAGAUUAAAUUCCCGGUUUAUUGCCAUUCAUUUUUUUUUUUUUUUUUUUAAAUAAAAAAAGAAAACAAUCUAAUAGCAAAGCCAUGUCAUAUUACUAUGCAGUAUCCAUAGAUUUUUGUAAGGCAAAUGCGACAUUUCCUUUCCUACUUGGUUGAAUUCUAACCAAGAUUUCUGAUUGGGUUCAAUUUCCUGCAGUGUUUUUUCCCCCCAUGUUGAAAUGGAUUUGCCUUUCUGCAUUGGAAAUAGAUUUUCAUUGAGGACGGAGAUGGGUAGAAUACAUUCUGGAUAUACACGGCUGUGCAUUUUGUCCCCUUUGUAUUUUAAGUUUUCUGCAAAUGCAUUUCCAUAACAAAUGAAUGAAACCUUUUAUGCUUAAUGUCGGCACAUUGAUUUUUUUAUUAAUUUUUUUGUGUGUGUGUGUGGGGCAAAGCUUAUUUUGUACAGAAAGUUAAUUUAUUUACACCAAGAGUAGAUGGAUAAAUUGUUGCUGCCCUGUGGGGGAAGUAAAUAUUUUUCUUCCUCCUCAGGGGUAUGUCCUUCUAGAUUUGAAGCAAAUUGGGGUAAUGUAUCCCGGUUUGUUCUUGGAUCUAUUACAUGUAAACAACGGGAUAAUUCUGUGUGUGUGUGCAUGUGUCUGUGUGUGUUUGUCAGGGGGUGGGAGGGUUUUUAGUUGGAUAGUUGGAGUGCGAGUCCAUUUCAACUAUAAAAUUUUCUGGACGUAUUGUCUGGUACUAGUGCUCUUAGAUUUAAAACUCAGUUUUUAUUAAAUUAAUUGAAGUGCGUGUUUAAACCUGUUACAGCUCUUCAUUCACAUGCAUUAACACACUGUCUUCUGACAUGUUCUUACCAAAGUGAUUAACAACAUUGUGAGUAAUGUGUUGGGUAUCUAUAUUUUUUUCCCAGAUGGAAUUUGGCAGAGAUGAAAGAAAAAAGAAAAAGAAAAAAAAAACCUUUCGUGGAGUAAUGUGUGCUCCUGAAAAUGUGCCCUUUUGCAUCUCUCCUGGUGCUUGAAUUUCAGUUAUUUUUCACUCCUCUUGACAUAACUUCAUACGAAAUAACAGAAUGAAUGUUGCCAAUGUAAAUUGCUUGAAUUGUCUUAAUUGCCUUUGAAGUUUAUUUUGCCUAGAUGCUCAGAGAAUUUACUUUUAUUGUGAAAAGCUGCUGGGUGCUAAAGGGUUUGGUUUGAAGACUUGGAUUUGUUAGAGGCCCCUUGUUAGGGUUUUUUUAUUCUAAUGUGUGAAUUGUAGAGUUAGACAGUUUGAAACACAAUGUUUGACUAAAUAUACAUUCACAAAUUUUGUCUUCAUAAACUUUUUUCAGUUGUGCCAACUGCACAGCACAAAAUCUUGGUGGCUAUUUGAGAAAUACUGAAAUAAAUUUUUCAAAAAGGAAACCAGUAAGUUUUUUUUCUUCUAAUAAGAUUUAAAAUUUUAGAUUUAGUUUUUUCCUAAUUCACAAUUCUCGAUAUGGCUGUUAUGUGAUGAGGCAGAGAAUACCCAGUCAAUCAAAGCCCUCCCACCCUGGGCAGUUCCUUGGCCAGUUAUGCAUCAGUGCACCAGCCACAGCCAGCACUGGAAUGGUCAGGAUUAGAUCCCAGACUGGGGUGCGUGUCUUCAUUGAGCACAGUGCUUUAGCUGGAAACGACUCCUGAGAAGUUCUUUCCCACUUGUACUUGGAUUAUCUAUAAACGUUCCACGGAUUUUCUGACAGUAAGUAGGCAAAACUUAUAGCCUACUUGCUGCUGUGAUUUUAGAUAAGGGAGGGGGUUAUUGGCAUUUCUUAAAGCCACUCCAACGUGAUAAAUUAUAUAAUUACACUGAUUGUGGUAGAAUGGCUUGGCUGUCAUUUAUUAUUAAAUCUUAUGGAUAUUGCACAGUGGUAAACUGCAUUCUUUGAACUUUUCAGGAUUGAAUUGGCAAAUGUUUUACAGGGGCUUCACAUUGGUUUAUAGUAGCCUACAGUUAAAUAAAAUACAGAUUUUGUUUUUCCUUUGUACUAAAGUCAUUUUCUUCCUAAUGCAAUUGGUUCUGUGAACAAUGUUAAGAUAUGUUGAAAAAGCUGUACUGUCAGUGUUGUAUAUUUGGUAUAACUGUUAAGAAUGGUGAAAUAAACCUUUGUUUAAGAUUC
Messenger RNA from Anguilla rostrata (American eel), 3736 nucleotides. It is a transcript of the gene ccdc71, whose product is annotated as coiled-coil domain containing 71. The record is from RefSeq and is a predicted model, not a curated record. The coding region runs from base 265 to 1347 and encodes 360 amino acids. The transcript has 2 exons. NCBI's taxonomy places the organism in Eukaryota, Metazoa, Chordata, Actinopteri, Anguilliformes, Anguillidae.